ACCCAUAAUUCCUUUCGAACGUGUGACCUGUCUGUGGCCUUGGCGUGUCUCGCGCUGCUGCUAGUUGUCAGUGCGUGCUGGCGGUCGGACUAAAUUAACGAUAACUAGCUUAGAGUUCCCGUCCGACCAGUCGGCUAGUCAAACUGGGACCAGUUCCCGCGGAGCAGAGCCACGAUGCUGAAAUGUAGAACAGUGUGGAAGAAGCUUGCACCUCUUGCUAGAACCUCCUCAACUGUGUGCCGGCAGAACGUGAGAAGAACAGUAUUAAACAAUGGCAGAACAUCAACACUUGUACCUGCGGCUCCCAUGUCCAGCGGGCCUGCAGGAGGUGGGAAGGAGAACCAGGUGUAUGUCCUCCUGGUGGGAGCAGCCUGCUUAGCUGGUGGAGUAUAUGCAUACCGAACUGUAAAGGGAGACAAAGUAAGAUAUCAGGAACGUUUAGAUGAAAUUGCAUCCAGACCUCAUAAACAAGCCGCACAAGAAGCAGAAACACCUGCCACACCUGAGCCGUCUGAGCCUCCAGUUGUGGAAGCCACCGAGACAGAGGCUGUCCCAGAGCCAGAACCAGAGGCAGCUCCGUCACCAGAACCUGAAGCAGCAGCAGAACCAGAACCUGAAGCAGCACCGUCACCAGCAGAGCCGAGCCCUCCGCCCCCUGAUGAAGUCACCGCCACCACAGAAACCACUGAACCGCCCCCAGCAGAUGAGCCAGUGGUAGAAGCUCCCCCAGAAGAGGCAGCAGAGCUACCUGCUGUAGCUGUUCUAGAGGAGGAACCAGCAGCCCCCUCUGAGCCGGCCCCAGCUGAGCUCACAGAGCCCCCUUCCCCUGUUGAGGAGAGUGAACCUCCAGCAGCAGCAGCAGCAGAAAGCCCUGCAGCAGAACCAACCCAGCCUCAGCCCCAAGCUGGGACAGAGAGUGCAGAUGAGCCAGUGGUAGAAGCUCCCCCAGAAGAGGCAGCAGAGCUACCUGCUGUAGCUGUUCUAGAGGAGGAACCAGCAGCCCCCUCUGAGCCGGCCCCAGCUGAGCUCACAGAGCCCCCUGCCCCUGUAGAGGAGAGUGAACCUCCAGCAGCAGCAGCAGCAGAAAGCCCUGCAGCAGAACCAACCCAGCCUCAGCCCCAAGCUGGGACAGAGAGUGGAGACGUUGCCCCCGCCUCUCUCCUGGCCCCGCCCCACGCCCCCUACCUCCUGAUUGGUGGAGGCACCGCCUCUUUUGCUGCUGCCCGCUCUAUUCGAGCCAGAGACCCCGGAGCCAGGGUAUUGAUUGUGACUGAUGAGCCAGACCCUCCAUACAUGAGACCUCCUCUUUCUAAGGAGCUGUGGUUCUCCGAUGACCCCAGUGUGACGGAAACGCUGCGUUUCAAACAGUGGAAUGGAAAGGAAAGGAGUAUCUACUUCCAGCCACCAUCAUUCUACAUCAAAGCAGAAGAGCUGGCGAGUGCAGACAAUGGUGGAGUGGCUGUUCUAACUGGCAAAAAGGUGGUGCACAUGGACGUGAGAGGCAACAAAGUGAAACUGGACGAUGAUACUGAGAUUUCAUACGACAAGUGUUUGAUUGCGACAGGUGGCGUGCCAAGAAAUCUGCAGGUGAUUGAAAGAGCCGGAGAGGAGGUGAUGGCCAAGACCACGCUGUUCCGCAAGAUCGAGGACUUCAAAUCUUUGGAUAAGGUGUCAAGAAACAUCAGCUCUAUCGCAAUCGUUGGUGGCGGCUUCCUGGGCAGCGAGCUGGCCUGCGCCCUCGGCAGGAGAUCAACUGAGAGCGGCCUGGAGGUCAUCCAGAUGUUCCCUGAAAAGGGCAACAUGGGAAAAGUGUUGCCUGAGUAUCUGAGCAACUGGACAACAAACAAAGUCAAAAGCGAGGGUGUGAAAAUCAUCUCUGAAGCUUUGGUGAAAUCUGUGGUCUGCAAAGAUGACAAGUUAGAAAUCCAGCUGAAGGACGGCAGACUGGUGAAAACUGACCACAUUGUUGCAGCUGUUGGUCUGGAGCCCAACGUGGACCUCGCUAAGUCAGCAGGUCUGGAGGUGGACUCUGACUUCGGGGGCUUUCGGGUCAAUGCAGAGCUGCAAGCUAGAUCCAAUAUCUGGGUGGCUGGAGACGCUGCAUGUUUCUACGACAUCAGACUGGGCCGCAGACGGGUGGAGCAUCACGACCACGCCGUAGUCAGUGGAAGACUAGCAGGAGAGAACAUGACGGGAGCCAACAAGCCCUACUGGCACCAGUCCAUGUUCUGGAGUGACCUGGGUCCUGAUGUUGGCUACGAGGCCAUCGGGAUCGUUGACAGCAGCCUGCCGACAGUCGGCGUGUUCGCCAAAGCCACCGCCAAGGACACGCCCAAAGCUGCUACAGAAGAGUCAGGAACUGGGAUCCGCUCAGAAAGUGAAACGGAGGCCACGGCUGCCAGCCCCGUGGCCUCCUCAACGCCUGCUCCUUCUCUGCAGCAGCAGGACGAGUACGGGAAAGGAGUCAUCUUCUACCUGAGGGAUAAAGUGGUGGUGGGCAUCAUCCUGUGGAACGUCUUCAACAGGAUGCCCAUCGCAAGGAAGAUUAUCAAGGAUGGAGAAGAACACGCAGAUCUGAAUGAAGUGGCCAAACUGUUCAACAUCCACGAUGAUUAAGGAGGAGGAGAAGGAGGAGGAGGAGGAGGAGGAGAAGAGGAGGAGGCUGGCACUCGUUGGAGGAGGAACGCUUCACGUGAAGACUGAACUUUGGCAGCCAUUGCCACUUCAAACCACAACUGAUCAUACUUAAAAAAACAAGAGGAAUCCUGUAAAUCAUGUGAUGUCACAGAUUUGUAUUUGCUGCAACGGUUUUGUUUUCUUUGUUUGUUUUUUUUUUCUAUCCAGGAACAUCUUCCAAUUUCCCACCAAAGUUUUUUUUUCUCAUGUUUUUGAAAAAUCACAGUCCAAGAUCUAAUCGUCCUUCUGCUUUUCCUCCAUCCGGCUGAAAAUGCUGAGCAUGGAUCGUUUUCCUCUGUGUGAUCAGAGCGGCUUGGCUGCAAUAAAAGCUAUUUUUAAAUUGGA
Molecule: messenger RNA, 3021 nt
Organism: Centropristis striata (black sea bass)
Lineage: Eukaryota; Metazoa; Chordata; Actinopteri; Perciformes; Serranidae
Gene: aifm1
Product: apoptosis inducing factor mitochondrion associated 1
Exons: 24
Coding region: 175-2616 (813 amino acids)
Biological process (GO): mitochondrial respiratory chain complex assembly; apoptotic process
Cellular component (GO): cytoplasm; mitochondrion
Molecular function (GO): protein dimerization activity; FAD binding; NAD(P)H oxidase H2O2-forming activity
Source: RefSeq, a predicted model, not a curated record